AUUUUACAACUUGAAACUUUUUCGAAAUAAACAUAAAUGAAAUAAACUUUGUAUAAAAUUUCAGCACGCGAGAUUCGAAAGUCAUACUUCGUCAAACUUCUUAAAGUUGGUAGAAAAUGCUACAUGUAGAUAAACGCGAUUACGGUAAACCAUUUCCAAACUUUGGAAAGCCAAAAAUAAUAGGAUUUAUUGGUUUAGAAAACCUGAAAUAUGCGUGUCGAGUAACUGAUGAAAGAGUAAAUUUCGAUUUGAAUUUACAUCUAGAUAAAGUAAAGCGUAAACCAGCAGACUUAGAUGUUAAGUUGACAGAGUUACUAAAGUUUUUAAUUGAGCAUGAAGCUCGAUUAAAAUUUCCUUUAGAAAACAAUUUGGAGGCGGCUAAGUUUUUCUGUUAUCGUGGCUUGUUAACUUGUGUAGCGUGUACUCCAUUUGAAAACAAGGAACCAUGGAAAAUUGUGGCAAUAUUGUACAAAGGCAAUAUAUACUUAUGUGCACGGGAAACUGAAGAAAAGAGGCAACGAAAGCUUCGUAUGUCAGAGAAAGACAAGCAAUUCACGUCAUGGGGAUAUAAAUUUGAACAAUAUAUGCUGUCUGAAAGACCAGACAUAGAGCCUAAUCCAAAUGUUCCAGUUGAUGAAACUGAGGAGUUUUCUCUAGUAUUAACUACACAUCUAAAUCACCAUAAAAUUGUCUACGGAGCAGAGAUGGAUGGCAUUAUAUGUGACAAAAGUCCAGUUGCACCUUUACCUGACACUGAAGGAAAUCCAGAUAACAUAGUACAAUAUUUAUCUUCUAACAUGUUUAUAGAACUCAAAACAAAUAGACACAUUGAAUCCUCUAGACAAGAGAUAAAUUUUAAGAGAUAUAAAACCAGGAAGUGGUGGUGUCAAUCAUUCCUUGUAGGAAUAGACACAUUACUUUGCGGAUACAGAAAUGAUGAUGGUAUUGUUGAAGAAUUGAAGGUUUAUAAUGUCAAAGAUUUAGCCAAGAUGUCAGAGAUGUACUGGAAGCCCAAUGUUUGCUUCAACUUUUUAGACACAUUUCUGACAUAUGUCAAACGGUGUUUGGCAAAAAAAAUUAAACAUAAAUUCGGACAAAAGGCAUUAAACAAUUUACAAGCAUUACCACUAACAAGUUUACUUUUUGUAUGGACUCCAGGUUCGUCAGUUCAGGUGUCAGACAACUACUCUCAUGAAGAUGAUCCUAUACUGCUGGAAUGGUUCAUAGAAAACUUUGGGAAACACUUGACAGACAUUCUUUAGCAUGAAUCAUAUACUACCACUGGCUAUAGCAUGAACAAUAGAUACAAACACUACCAGCAAUAAGUACAUGAAAAUAAUAAGGAUUCACUUGUAUGGAUACUCAUAAGAUACUAAGUUAAACUUGCAGCACUAAAGAUUUACUAAACUAGUGAUAAUAAAUUAAAGCGGACUAUUCUAUACCAAGUAAGCGACUAAAAAUCACACAUUAUUCGCUCGUUUGAAUAUUAGCCAUUUUUUUUAAAUGCUGAUUUAUGUAAAUAAAUACUUUUAUAAAUUAAA
Molecule: messenger RNA, 1541 nt
Organism: Pararge aegeria (speckled wood butterfly)
Lineage: Eukaryota; Metazoa; Arthropoda; Insecta; Lepidoptera; Nymphalidae
Product: decapping and exoribonuclease protein-like
Exons: 4
Coding region: 117-1262 (381 amino acids)
Biological process (GO): nuclear-transcribed mRNA catabolic process; NAD-cap decapping
Cellular component (GO): nucleus; cytosol
Molecular function (GO): mRNA 5'-diphosphatase activity
Source: RefSeq, a predicted model, not a curated record